This is a messenger RNA of Strigops habroptila (Kakapo), 1179 nucleotides long. It is a transcript of the gene CMTM8, whose product is annotated as CKLF like MARVEL transmembrane domain containing 8. Gene Ontology annotation, molecular function: structural constituent of myelin sheath. Gene Ontology annotation, cellular component: membrane. The transcript is spliced from 4 exons. NCBI's taxonomy places the organism in Eukaryota, Metazoa, Chordata, Aves, Psittaciformes, Psittacidae. Bases 174 to 719 code for a protein of 181 amino acids. The record is from RefSeq and is a predicted model, not a curated record. Gene Ontology annotation, biological process: myelination.
GCCGAGCACCGUCCCCGCCGCGCUGAGGUGAGGGGCUGCCCGCGGCGCCGGGGCCACACAAAGCGGCGGGCGGCCGCGGCCCCUUUCCCGCCGCCCGUGAGGCGGCAGCCGGCCCUGCCUCCGCCCCGCCGCCGGGCUCGGCGCUGGCUGGGGGCAGCCCCGCGGCGCCGACCAUGGAGCCGCCGGUGCCGCCGGCUCAGGAGCAGCCGCCGCGCCCUCGCUCGCACACGGUCACCACCACCAGCAGCUCCUUCACCGCCAACCUGUCGGCCAGCUCCAGCACGCUCGCCUACGACAGGGAGUUCCUGCGGACGCUUCCCGGGCUCCUCAUGGUGACCGAGAUCGUACUGGGGUUGCUGGUGUGGACCCUGAUUGCUGGAACAGAAUACUUUCUAUAUCCAGCCUUUGGCUGGGUGAUGUUUGUAGCUGUGUUUUACUGGGUUCUCACAGUCUUCUUUCUGAUCAUCUACAUGACAAUGACCUACACCAGGAUCCCGCAGGUGCCAUGGACCACAGUGGGUCUGUGUUUUAAUGGAAGUGCCUUCGUUUUGUACCUCAUUGCUGCCAUUGUAGAUGCAUCUUCAGUUACCAAAGAACUGGACAGUCACAAUUACAACAGCUGGGCAGCUUCUUCAUUCUUUGCCUUUGUGGUUACCUCCUGCUAUGCUGGAAAUACGUAUUUUAGCUUUAUAUCUUGGCGAUCACGAACUUUGCAGUAACUAUUUUGUUACAAUGAAUUCUGUAGUAUAAAAUAUUUUGAGGAUUAUACUCUUGACAAAAGCUUGGAAGAGGGAUGCGGUCUUUUUGAACAUUUCUGUUAGAAUUGACACUAUAUUCUUUGACAUUAAAUGAUUAUUUGUAAUCCAAUACCAUCUUUAGAGACAUCUAACACCAUCUUUGUAUUGUAUAGUAAAAUUUCUUACUGCUUCUUUUAAAAUUAACAUGGUAUUUUUCUAGACAUUGUAUAGAUGUUGUUACUAAACCUUUAAUAAAUCUUACUCCAUGAAUGUGCCAAUUUUGUAAAUGUAGCUUUUAAAAUGUUACAGAUAUACUUUUGAUACAGAAUGCUACAAAUUGAAACUAAGAUAUGGAUACUGUCGUGUUAUUAUGUAUAAAAACUGACAUUGUGCAGAAAAAAACCUACCCAAAACUCUAAAAAUAAAUAAAUAAAUGACCCAA